This is a messenger RNA of Solea solea (common sole), 3041 nucleotides long. It is a transcript of the gene adrb2a, whose product is annotated as adrenoceptor beta 2, surface a. Gene Ontology annotation, biological process: norepinephrine-epinephrine-mediated vasodilation involved in regulation of systemic arterial blood pressure; negative regulation of smooth muscle contraction; adenylate cyclase-activating adrenergic receptor signaling pathway. Bases 203 to 1459 code for a protein of 418 amino acids. Gene Ontology annotation, cellular component: membrane. The transcript is spliced from 2 exons. Gene Ontology annotation, molecular function: beta2-adrenergic receptor activity; norepinephrine binding. NCBI's taxonomy places the organism in Eukaryota, Metazoa, Chordata, Actinopteri, Pleuronectiformes, Soleidae. The record is from RefSeq and is a predicted model, not a curated record.
ACUGCUCAGUGGAGGCACCGAGUGAGUGAGGCACACAGCGAUAAAGAAAAGACAGAGAUCAGAGGAGGGCAAAAGUGAAAAAGUGGAGGUAGAGCCAAGAGGAAAUAAAGGACAUGUGACAUGGAUUACUUUACAGAAACUACCUGAACAGGCACAUUUCUGUGUUAUAUGGGAGCAGGAAACAAGACAAAUACCUGCGGAGAUGGGAAGCACAGCCCCCCCAGUGUACCUCAAUGUGAGUGCCGAGAUGAUCAACUCAUCAUCAGUCCCGCCAGGGCAUGACGACGGCUACAGUGAGCCAAUAAUGAUUCUGCUGGGCAUGAUCAUGUCCCUACUCGUCCUCUGCAUUGUCUUCGGCAACAUCCUGGUCAUUACAGCAAUCGCCCGCUUCCAGCGUCUGCAAAAUGUCACCAACUGUUUCAUCACGUCCCUGGCCUGUGCUGACCUGGUCAUGGGUCUGAUCGUGGUUCCUUUCGGUGCCUGUUACAUCAUCUUUAAGACCUGGCAUUUUGGUAGUUUCUGGUGUGAGUUCUGGACUGCGACUGACGUGCUCUGUGUGACUGCGAGUAUCGAGACCCUGUGUGUCAUAGCCAUAGAUCGUUAUUUAGCCAUCACCUCUCCAUUCCGCUAUCAGUCCAUGCUGACUAAGUGCAAGGCUCGCAUUGUGGUUGUGCUGGUGUGGGUGAUUGCUGCUUUGAUAUCUUUCUUGCCCAUCCACAUGAAGUUGUGGACAUCAGAUGAUAAGGAAGCUAAGGAAUGCAUCGAGGACAGUCAGUGCUGCGAGUUCACCACCAACAUGGCUUAUGCCAUCACGUCCUCCAUAAUCUCCUUCUACAUCCCUUUGAUCAUCAUGGUUUUUGUCUACAGUCGUGUGUUCCAGGAGGCCAAACGACAGCUGAAGAAGAUUGACAAAAGUGUUGGGCGAUUUCACAACAGUGACAGCAGCACCACCAAAGCUGUGGAGGUCAACAAUGGGCGUGCCCAGAAGAAGGUUAAGUUUUGCCUGCGCGAACAUAAAGCCCUAAAGACACUGGGCAUCAUCAUGGGGAUCUUCACUCUGUGCUGGCUCCCCUUCUUUCUGCUCAACGUGGUGGUGGCCAUAUGGAAGGUGGGAAACAUUGAACUCACCUUCAGGAUACUCAACUGGAUAGGGUACGCAAACUCUGCCUUCAACCCGCUCAUUUACUGCCGGAGUCCAGAGUUCAGGUAUGCCUUCAAAGAAAUCCUCUUCAUGAAGAGGAACCGCCUCAGCAACUCGGGGCCUGUGAAUGGAUACAUCUUCAACAGGCACAGCUGGCAGAGCGAGCAGCAGGGCAGGAGUAAGGGCAGCUCGGAGGACAGUGAAGCCAAUGAAGCGUGUUUGGGGAAAGUUGCAGGGGUCUGUGAUGUUGUAGACACAGCAGUGGACCCUAAUGGAAAUUGCAGCAAAGACCUAGCAACUGUUACGACUGUCCUUUAAACUUGAAUCAACAAGUUGGACCAGACAUGUUUACACUGUUUUUUGCCAGCUGACUUUCAAAGGUAAGGCCAGUCACACGACUGACAGAGAAUGUGGGGACUGCCUUAAAGAAACUGUCGUGAUGGACCUGAUUUUUUUUCCUCUUUAGAUACUGUAGGAGCUCACUUUUCCUUUUGUUACAUUCAUUAUUUAGAUUUUACAUCUACCUCAUCACAUCUUCUAUUUUGUUUCUUUCUAAAACUCAAGGGCAGUUUCUCCUCUGUUUAUUUGCUCAACCAAAUGGUCUGUGGAAUAUAUAAUAGAUAAUUGUCUUACUCAAACUGAAGAGCUCAAAUCUGUAAAAUCCCUUUGAGCAUGCUGAUCUGUCACGGAUAGUUGUACAUAGAUUAUAAUUGUUAAAAAAAACAGUAGGGUAUUGAGAUUAAAAGGUAAUACCUCUUUUUUUUAUUUAAAUACAUUCCGGUUCAAACUACAACCUUUUCUUUGCCUCAUUUACUUUCCAGGUGUGUUUUUUUAAUGGACUGCCUGAGUCCAGAAGAAGAUCAGAACUGGGUGUGGCAGAACUUCUGUCCUCACUCUUCAGCAAUGUAGUGAGGCCCUUGUGUUUUACAGCCUGUUGCAUGGGAGUUUCUGUUGCCAGCAGAUAAUACUAGACAUAUGGAUUCUCACAGUUAUCUCCCUGUAACUGAUGCACACUGAGAAACUGCUGGAUGUAUUCUUUCACGCCUUUUUAAAUAUUCACAACAGGGUGAUAAAUAGAAGUACAAUUUGGUACAUUAUGUAAACUUUACAUAAGCAUAAGCGUAAGUGUUUAGUGUACUUGUAGUUGUAUAAGUGGUUCCAAUUGCUGCACAAACCAUGCUUCUUCAUGUGCUGUGUUUCACAAUGUACAGUGUUAACUGAAACCAGAGAAGCUAUUUCCUUAGCUGUGGCAUAAAGGGUACAAACCUCAAACAACAAUAAACAGCCUGUUGAAAUAGCCAAGUGAUAACAGGAUUCCAGCACAGUGGUGGUGACUAGUCAGGCCAAUAAACAGAGAUGAGGAAAAAAAAAAGAAAAAAGAGAGAGAAAGAAAGAAAAAGUGCACCUUUGUCACUGCUCCCUGAAAUUUCCCAGAGUCUCCUCACUGUAAACGGAUGUCUGGAUAUUUACCAUAUCAGUAAAACAUCUGAAUAAGAGACUCCACUAGAGGAUCCACUGAGCAGGGCCUCAGCUGCUCCAGUUGUUGCUCCUCUAGAUGUUUCUUGGUGUGCAGUCUCCAGGAAAUGCCCUCAAUUAAGCUGAGCCCAGCCCAGUAAACCCAAAUAAAUCCAUGAUGUUUGCUGUUUAGCUGGACAAUCAGAUAAGUUGUGACGAAGCACAACACUGAUUUUCGGGUUGGGGUGAGACGGGUUUCUUAUCAUCCAUCUUAAGACUCCUGGGAAUGUUACUCCCUGACCUCAGCAAUGGACACUUAGCAGGCAUUAGAGCUUUAAUUGGUGAAUUCAUUCCACCUUUUCUUGCACCAAAUGGCUUGAAGCAACAUGACUCUUAAGAGCAGCGGUGGAGGCUCUUGCUCCUCAACCCAGUCACUUUAGCAAUC